GUGUUAUUAUAUUUUGGUGUAUUCGACUACGUCAUUUAUAUUUAAGUCAACGUCAUACUAAAAUGUAUGAUCCAGAUAUGUUUCAAAAUAGUCAAAUUAAAAAUAAUGGAUCAUUACAUUAUUCUAGUACAUCACAUCAACCAAUGAAUUCAUUACAAAAUUCAUUAGCAUCUAUUAAUCAUUUACAAAAAUAUUCAUUACCUUUAGGACAAAUGAUUAGCCCUUAUUAUAAACAACAACAAUUUUUUCAAUCCAAUUUAAAUCAUUCUAAUGAAUAUCAUAAUUCGACUAUAGAGAAUUCAUUAAAACAAUUACCUGAUCAUCAAAUGAAUUCUGACAUGAAUUUAUAUCUUGGAGAACGAUCAAGUUAUACAAAUAAUUCAUAUUCAUCACAAUCUCCUAAUUGGACUGAUCAGCAUUACUUUAAUACAAAUCAUUUCAAUGGUUCAACAUUAUUCGAUGCUACAUCUCCCAAUUUUCAAUCCUAUAAUAAACCUACAACCGAUAUAAUGUUAACAGAGACGUCAACAACAUUACCAACAAUAAAUGAACCAACUUGUUAUCCAGUUUAUGUUCAUCCAUUACAGUCUACCCUGAAUAAAUAUAGAUCUUCAUCUAGUGAAAAUCUAUCAUCACGACAUCAUAAUUCAAGAAUUAAAUCAAUUGCAUUCAUUACUCAUUUAAGUGCAUUUGGUUUAAAGAAUAAACGACGUUUUUCACAAUUAACAACAAAGAAAUUAAGUAAACUAAAAGAAAAUACUACUAGUCCUAAUGAUAAUUAUAAUAAUAAAUCUGGUCAAUUAAAUCCUUUACCAAUUGCAGAAGCUUAUGAAUCAGGAAGUUAUCAUAAUCAAAAUAUGAUAUCUGAUAAUUUUAAUUUUAAUGCAAUGGAAUCAUUUGAUAAUGAUUACUUUUUAUAUAGUUUACAAACAGCUGUAUUCAAUGGUUUCGUUCCAUCGAAUCCAUUAAAUCAACAAUAUACCUAUCAUGAUUAUUACAGAGUGCCAGGUCAUCAGAUAAUACCAACUACAACCGCAAUAACACCGAUACUUCAUGAAAAGUUCAAUCAAUCAUCAUUUGGUGAAGAUUUAAGUUUAGGCAAUAAUCAAUCAACAACACCAUCAACUGGAUAUUAUUCAUCGAAUAGAAAUUCUAGAGUAUUUUCACCUGAUUACAAUAAUAAUAAUAAUAACAGUAAUCGUUUUAAAUUUCCCCCACCCGGUCCACCAGUUGCUGGUUGGGUUAACCAAUUUAUUAUCAGAGCAAAUACGCUUGAAAAUUCAUUAUCUAAUGUGAAUACAAUAACAUCAUCAACGUCUCCAUUAACAAGCAUAAUAUCGUUGAAUGAAAGGCGAGCACAUCAGUUGCAACAACAACAACAACAACAGAAAAACGCUUCUUUCUCUUCAUCAUUACAUAAUACACCAUUAAAUCAUUCACCAAUCACAGCGAUUGAUAUUAUUGGUUUAUCAAGUCCGAUUACUAUACCAAGUAGAUCCAUUUCAUCUGUACCACCAUCUCCACAACACAUUCCAUUUGAUUUUAUUCAUUCUUCUCGUUCAUUGGGUUUAACUUCAUCGAGUGUAAUUCCAAGAAGAAAUAAUUCAAUAACAAAAUAUCCUAAACAUGAAUUACCAAUAAUAGGAAAAAGAAUAAUCCCUAUUGAAACUGAUAAGUUGCCUGUAUUCACCAAACUUGAUUUUCCAGAAUUCCCAAAUGAUUCACUUACUGUAUUAAAAAAUAAUUUCAUAAAACCUGAAAAUAAUAUCUUAUUACAUAAUUUAAAAGAUAAUAAUAAUACUACUAAUAAACAGAAUAAUAAUAAUAUGUCACAACAACAAUUUCUAAGUCCAUUAAAUUGUUCUGAUCCACAACAUAGUGAUAGUGGUUAUAAUGAUUCAUUAAUUAUUCCUGAUCAAAAAUUAUCAUCAUUAUUAUUAUUAUCUUCAUCAUCUACAUCAUCUUCUAUAGUUCAUUCAUCAAUUGAUUUUCAAUCACCAACAAAUUUAUCACCAUUAUUUCAAUAUGAUACUAUUCAUAAUUCAACUGAAUGUAUUUCAAUUACAUCACCUAUAACAACUACAUCAACAAUCAAUUCAAUCUUUUCUGAUACAGUUGAAAUGAUCCAUAAGUAUUCAGUUGUAGAUAAUCAUAUUAAAAAUACUGUCAAUAAUAAUAAUAAUGAUAAUAAUAAUAAAAGUAAUCAAUAUGUUUAUUGUAAAUUAGAACUUCCUUUAUCUGUUACACAAUCUAUACCUGUAUCAUUGUCUUCAGUCACAGCUAUAAUAUCAUCACCAUCAUCAAAAAGAUCAUCAACUAGUUCACGUAGUACUGAACCAAGUUCUGCAAAUAGUACUACUGUUAUAUUACGUGAAAAUCUAGAUGUAAAUCGAAAAUUAUCUUAUCCAACUAUGAAUAAUUUCAAUAAUACAAAUCGUAAUCAAACUAUAUUCCGUUCUCCAAGUGAUCCGGAUAUAUUUUUUUCAUUUUGUGAUGAAUCAAUAAAUAAUAAAUCAACAUUAACACAACAACAACAACAACAACAACAAUUUCCUUCAAUUCAUUUAUCAAAUCAUUAUAAACAACAACAACAACAUCAUCAUCCGACUAGUGUACCAUUAUCACGUACAAAUUAUACAUCGAAUAAUAUGAUGAAAUUAAUGAUGAUGAGUACAUUAUCUGAUUCAUUUAAAUAUCAUCAUCUUAUAAGACAAAAAUCUGAAAGUCAAUUACUUACAGAUCGUCAUGAUUCAUUUGAUGAAAUUUCAUGGGAUUUACAACCAACUCCAUUAUAUUAAAUAAUAAUUUCAUUAUCCUAAUAAUGAACAAUAUUUUUUAUUAGUGAUAAUCAUUUUAUUCAAAUAUAAACAAAAUAUUGAUGAAUAUAUAUUUAUAAAGAUUAUUAUGUACAGUCAUCACCUUGGUAACAACGAGGGGAAUAGAGUAAGCUUUACAUUGUUCAUACUGUGAUAUAUAUAUACAUAUAUAUACAUAUAUAUCUAAGCCUAUUUGUUUAUUUAUUGCGUCAUUAUUACCAUGACUAAGAAAGUAUUUCAUAUUCAUAUAUUCCUUGUAGAAUACUGUUGUUUUUCUUUUUGUUCCUCUUAGAUAAAUAAUACCAAAAUGAUUAUCUUGAUUAUUAUGAUGAUUAAAGUGGAUAAAUCAUUUCCUCCCCAUUAUGUAAUUGUUUUGGUCUGGUUUGUUUUUCUUUAUACCAGUUUUUUUCUUUCUUUCUUUCGUUCUUUGUUUGUUUAAAUACUCUUCCGAUAUUAUUUCAUCGGUACUAUUGCACCCCUCUAAUACAUUAAAGUUAUUAUUCAUUAUUUAUUAUAAAUGAUCAUGACAUGAAUAGUUAAGAUUUUAUUUAUGUUAACUUACUAAACGAUAGAUCUAUCCACUUCUAAUUUACCUUAUUUUGUAUGAAUAGAUGAUUUAUUUGUCUAUGGGGGGGUCUCUCUCUUUAAACAAUUGUGUGUAGGUGUGUGUGUGUGUGCGUUUGUGCAUGUUAUUUAGCACAAAAUAAACUCAAUACCACUAUUUUAUUCUAUUAUGUAACCAAAAGUUAUAUUGGAUCUUUGUUCAAGUGUUUAUAUUAAUAUAAUGUCUUGUUUGUUUGUUUUUCUCGUCUUAUUUUGUUUAAUUUUAACUCAUAUCUCGACGACGACGACGACGAUGAUGAUGACGGUAACAACAUCGUCAUUCUUACCGACAUUGUACACCUUUUUUUCCAUGGCUAACUUUUUCUAUGAUAUUUUUCUCUUUUCUUUUUCUUUUUAUCAAUAAUUUAACAUAUGAAAGACAGAAAUGAACAAUUUGAUAUAUCUUUCUUUUAUUCUGCAUUUUUCUAUUAUUAUUAUUAUUAUAGAUGUUGUUCUAUUUUCUAUAUUCUGUUCGUCUUUUUGUUUUUGUUUACUGCUGUAUGUUAUUUAAUUUUUCAUCUGGUCUAUUUCCAAUGAAUAUCAAACUUUCCCAUUAAUACUACUACUACUACUACUACUAUUAUCCCAUGUCUCUUCAUUCGGUCUUGUUAAACACCACUUUUCUAAUUAAAUAUGAAUAAAUGAUGAGCAUAUUACUACCACUAGUA
Molecule: messenger RNA, 4087 nt
Organism: Schistosoma mattheei
Lineage: Eukaryota; Metazoa; Platyhelminthes; Trematoda; Strigeidida; Schistosomatidae
Source: the annotation of a GenBank genome assembly